UCAUAGAUUAAAGAUGGUUCGCAGACUAUUUCAGUUAAAGCUACUAAUAUGCUCCUGCCAUUGAAGACAAUAUGACAUUUGUGCCUUUGCAUUGGGAAUUCGGUUGGACGACACUCCACUGUAGAGCGAAAGGUUUCGUAGCUGAGCGACUAUUUCUCACAUCCUGCUUUGUUUCUCGGUACUGUCUGUCGACGAUGUGACCGAAUCUACAGGCUGCAUUUACUGCUGUUAGUAACUUAAAAUUGGGCGGCGUGAGGAAAUAAACAGCAGGAUGGUGACUUUGUAAAAGAUCAUCGUGAAGCACACAGAAGCCAAAGGCCAAAAAAAGCCUGGCCUUGGUACCCUCACAGCCUACCUAGCACAUCUGCUGCAUAGAUGGAGCGGCUGCGCUGGGUGCAGCAUCGCUGUCGGCAGCUGCUAGCUGGAGACUCAAGGCGGGGUUGGUACUCCGAUGGGCUGCCCAACAGCAGCUUGCUGAACACCCACAGCCCUCGGGGGAGGGUCUGUGGGAAGCAGAGAACGGUAUUUCCCCGCAAUGGGCUUCACCAACAGGAUUAUGAGCGUGUAUCCAGAAACUACAAAAGCAAUGCAAUCUCCACUACCAAAUACACCUUGCUGACUUUCAUUCCCAUGAAUCUGUUUGAGCAGUUUCACAGGGCUGCAAACCUUUAUUUCCUGUUCUUGACAUUGCUAAACUGGGUGCCAGUGGUUGAAGCCUUUCAGAAGGAAAUUACUAUGAUUCCUCUGCUGGUGGUUCUCAUAAUUAUCGCCAUCAAAGAUGCCCUGGAAGACUUCAGACGCUACUUGUUUGACAAGAAGGUUAACAACAAUGUAGUUCGAGUAUUCUGUGGUACACAGAAAUCCUACGUUGACCAGUGCUGGAAAAAUGUGCAAGUUGGGGACUUUGUUCAUUUGUCCUGUAAUGAAAUCAUCCCAGCUGACAUGUUGCUGCUGUAUUCCUCUGACCCUCGUGGGGUUUGUUACAUUGAAACUGCCAACCUAGAUGGGGAGACCAACCUGAAACAGAGACAAGUCGUUUCAGACUUCCCACUGCAGGGAGAAGAGUUCACUCCUGAGAGUUUCCACAGUCGUAUUGAGUGUGAGAACCCCAACAAUGACCUCAGCAGGUUUAGAGGUUACAUGGAGCACUCAAAUGGGGUUCGUGUAGGCCUCCAUAGUGGCAACCUGUUGCUCAGGAGCUGCACCAUACGCAACACUGAAACGGUGGUAGGCAUCGUAGUCUAUGCUGGUCAUGAGACUAAAGCCAUGAUGAACAACAGCGGGCCGAGGUAUAAGCGCAGUAAGCUGGAGAAGCACCUGAAUACAGACAUCCUUUGGUGUGUGGUCCUACUCUUCAUUAUGUGCCUGACUGCUGCUAUAGGCCACGGCCUCUGGGUGAGCAGCUUUAAAGAAUCCAUCUUCCAGGUCGAUACUGAGACGCCUCCUGCCCUGGCUGGAUUCUAUAUAUUCUGGACUAUGGUCAUUGUGUUGCAGGUGCUGAUCCCAAUUUCUCUAUACGUGUCCAUUGAGAUUGUGAAACUAGGCCAGAUCUACUUCAUCCACAACGACCUAUCCAUGUACAACGAACAGCUGGACUCUAGGAUCCAGUGCCGUGCUCUCAACAUUACCGAGGACCUCGGUCAGAUUCAGUACCUGUUCUCUGAUAAAACAGGAACACUGACAGAAAAUAAGAUGGUGUUUCGCCGCUGCAGUAUCUUUGGAGUUGAAUAUCCUCAUGAGGAAAAUGCUCGAAGGCUUGAGGUGUACGAAUCAGAAAACACCGAGACGGCUGUUCGCUCUGUGACUCUGAAGUCAGGCUACAGUGGGAAAUCUCUGAGCUGUCGCUCUCUUAGCUGCAACCGCAGCUCUGUGUCUCUUCACACGCUCACUGCUGAGCCAAUGGAGGAGGAUCGACUGUCGGGUCACAUCCAGCCCAGGACCGGUGCCUUCUGCAGCCGCAUGGCAAAGGAGGUGGUACCAGACCCCGCACUUGGCAGGAAGCUGAACUGGCUGACCAAUCACUCCUCAUCCGAGACUCCAUCCAGCAUGGAACUAACUUACAUAACUGACUUCUUCCUGGCUCUGGCCAUCUGUAACAGUGUGGUGGUUUCUUCGCCCAACCAGCCUCGACAUGUGAUACCUGAAGAACGGACACCUCUAAAGUCCCUGGAAGAAGUUAAGUUGAUGUUUCAGCGUUUCAGUUUCUCUCCCUUCUCCGCUCUCUCCCCUUCCCAAAUCAAAGGCAGCCCUUACAGCUUCAAAAGCAGGCUAUUUAUUAGGGGGAAGGGAGGCUCUCUCACUCUCUCCACUCCCGUGAGCAACACCACAGACAUGUCAGGGUCAAGCCAGGAAAAUGACUCUAAACCAGACUUAUCUGCCAGAGAGGAGGAAGAACAAGAUGUGGAGGACCAAGAGACAGAGGAUGACUUAAAGGAUACACAGACAAACCCUGAUGAGGCAAGACAGAGCAUGCAAGACCUGACCAGACAAGUGGAAUGUGUUGAAGAGAUAACUGAUGAACUGGUGUAUGAGGCAGAGAGUCCAGAUGAGGCAGCUUUGGUCCAUGCAGCACGUGCAUACCGCUGUACCCUGAGGGGUCGCUCUGCAGAGAGCCUGCUCGUGGAUCUGCCAGGAAUCGGCUCCCUGGCUAUCCAGCUGCUCCACAUCCUGCCCUUUGACUCCAACAGGAAAAGGAUGUCCGUAGUGGUUCGCCACCCUCUGACGGGACAGGUGGUGAUUUUCACCAAGGGUGCGGACUCAGUCAUCAUGGACCUGGCUGAAAGCCCCACAGAUCAGACGGAGGUAUACAGUCACAUCAAAGAAAAAACCCAAAAACAUUUGGAUGCUUAUGCCAGAGAAGGCCUCCGCACACUCUGCAUCGCUAAAAAGGUUCUGAAGGAGGAUGAGUAUGACUUGUGGCUGAAAGCACACAUGCUGGCAGAGAGCAGCAUAGAGAACAGAGAGGAGCUUCUUCUGGAGUCAGCUCAGAGGCUUGAGACCAACCUCACUCUGUUGGGUACCACAGGGAUUGUAGACAGACUGCAGGAGGAGGUUCCAGAGACCAUUGCUGCUCUUCAGAGGGCUAGGAUUAAAAUUUGGGUUCUCACUGGAGACAAACAGGAAACAGCCAUCAACAUCGCUUAUGCCUGCAAACUUCUAUGUGCCAGUGACAAACUGCUGACAGCAAACUGUGGAAGCAUGGAUGCUUGUGCAGCUUUAUUUGAGGAUCUCAUACUGGAAGUCCAGGGUGGUGAGAGUUUGACUGACCUUACUGGAAAUGGGGAAUCCAUGUCCAGCAGCUUCAUUCUGGUCAUAGAUGGCCGGACACUGGGUUGGGCCUUGGAGGACGAAUUGAGGAGCAACUUCCUGGAGCUGAGCCGGCGAUGCAAGGCAGUGAUCUGCUGCCGUUCCACUCCACUGCAGAAAAGCCAAGUGGUCCAGCUGAUCCGGGACCAUCUUGGUGUCAUGACCCUGGCUGUUGGUGAUGGAGCCAAUGAUGUAAGCAUGAUUCAGGUGGCUGAUGUGGGCAUUGGGAUAUCUGGACAGGAGGGAAUGCAGGCUGUGAUGUCCAGUGACUUUGCUAUUUCACGGUUUAAACACCUCAGCAAGCUGCUGCUGGUUCAUGGCCACUGGUGUUACUCUCGUCUUGCAAACAUGAUACAAUACUUCAUCUAUAAGAAUGUGAUGUAUGUGAAUCUGCUGUUCUGGUAUCAGUUCUUCUGUGGUUUUUCUGGGAGUGUCAUGACCAACUCCUGGGUGCUCAUCCUCUUCAAUCUAAUCUUUACAUCAGCUCCUCCGCUUAUUUACGGCAUUCUCGACCAAGAUUUACCUGCCGACACUCUGAUGGAGCUGCCUGAGCUCUACCAGGAUGCACAAACUUCCAAGACGCUUGUUCCAUACAUGUUCUGGAUCACGGUCCUGGAUGCUUUUUACCAAAGCCUCGUUUGCUUUUUUGUGCCUUACUUUGCAUACGCAGGAUCAGAUGUUGGGGUGCUGUCCUUUGGCUCACCGAUCAAUGCAUCAGCACUUUUCAUUAUUCUGCUGCACCAAGUGAUCGAGAGCAACACACUGACAUGGAUUCAUAUGGUUGUGUUGGUGCUCAGCUGCGCUUCCUAUUUUGGGUUUGUACUGCUCCUCAGUGGCUUCUGUGUGACCUGCAGCCCCCCUGUCAACCCUCUGGGGAUUGAGUUACUCCAAAUGUCCCACUCUCUUUUCUACAUCAUAUGUGUUCUCACUACUGUGACAGCUCUGUUACCCAGGCUGUUUUUUCAAGCUUUAUACAGCACACUGCACCCAUCUACAGUUUUGAAAUCAGCUCACAUGGAUACAGUGGACUCUGAAAACUACUGCAGGAGAAUGCAGCGCUGGAACAUGACCCACUCCAAAACCAACAGGCUCUCGGCGGGUGCCGACAACCCUGGCCUGGAGCCCAGCGUAGCGUAAGAGCUAAGCACAUGCAGAGAGUUGCACUUGAUACCUCUACCGAUGCACAAUCUCCCCUGAGAAAAGUAUACCUGAAACUGAAGAAAAGGUUUCUGUUAAUGUGCUGCAUUUAAGUGUAGAUCACAGCCAGAACUGAAGUUUUGGUUCAAUAAAAGAUUUUGACUCCAAAGAACACUGAAUAUAAUUGGCUGCAUUUUGUAUGAAUGAGAAGUAUGUAUCUGCGAUUUUAUGAAUAAAGUGUG
This is a messenger RNA of Pelmatolapia mariae (spotted tilapia), 4685 nucleotides long. RefSeq names its product ATPase phospholipid transporting 10D (gene atp10d). The transcript is spliced from 23 exons. Gene Ontology annotation, molecular function: ATP hydrolysis activity; ATP binding; ATPase-coupled intramembrane lipid carrier activity. The record is from RefSeq and is a predicted model, not a curated record. Gene Ontology annotation, biological process: phospholipid translocation. Lineage: Eukaryota; Metazoa; Chordata; Actinopteri; Cichliformes; Cichlidae. Gene Ontology annotation, cellular component: plasma membrane. Bases 376 to 4443 code for a protein of 1355 amino acids.